GCUCUGCAGUCAGCUGCGAUGUGAGGCAAUGCACAUUCGGCGGAGCAGAGAAACGAGAGGAAUACGGCAAGGGAGGAAGAGGGAGUCAAAGGGAGAGAAUACGGUCAAACACACAAUAGCAUCAUGGCACCCAUAGGACUCAAGGCGGUGGUCGGUGAAAAGAUUAUGAAUGAUGUCAUCAAGAAGGUGAAGAAGAAGGGAGAAUGGAAGGCCCUGAUUGUGGACCAGCUGAGCAUGAGGAUGCUGUCCUCCUGUUGCAAGAUGACCGACAUCAUGUCAGAGGGUAUCACCAUUGUGGAGGAUAUAAACAAGCGACGAGAGCCUCUUCCCACCCUGGAGGCCAUUUACCUGAUUACCCCCACUGACAAGUCUGUGCAGACCCUAAUCGGAGACUUCAAAGACCCACAUUCAGCCAAAUACAAAGCAGCCCACGUCUUCUUCACUGACUCCUGCCCAGACCCACUUUUCAACGAGGUAGUGAAGAGCCGUGCCUCCAAAUCCAUCAAGACCCUGACGGAGAUCAACAUCGCCUUCCUGCCCUACGAAUCGCAGGUAUACUCUCUGGACAACCCGGAUGCCUUCCAAAGUUUCUACAGCCCCCAUAAGACCCAGCUGAAGAACCCAGUGAUGGAGAGGCUGGCAGACCAGCUUGCCACCCUGUGUGCCACCCUGAAGGAGUACCCUGCUGUCAGAUACCGAGGGGAGUACAAAGACAACGCCACCCUGGCCCAGCUGUUGCAGGACAAACUGGACGCCUACAAGGCAGAUGACCCCACCAUGGGGGAGGGUCCCGAUAAGGCUCGUUCUCAGCUGAUCAUCCUGGACAGGGCUUUUGACCCCGUCUCCCCCGUACUGCAUGAGCUCACCUUCCAGGCCAUGGGCUACGACCUGCUGCCCAUUGAAAACGACGUCUACAGAUAUGAUUCCCCUGGGAUGGGAGACACUUCUCAGAAGGAGGUCCUGCUGCACGAGGACGAUGACCUGUGGGUGGGGCUCAGACACAAACAUAUCGCUGAGGUGUCCACGGAGGUGACACGCCAGCUGAAGGACUUCUCUGCUAGCAAGAGGAUGAACACUGCUGGAGAGAAGACCACCAUGAGGGACCUCUCUCAGAUGCUGAAGAAGAUGCCCCAGUACCAGAAGGAGCUGAGCAAGUACUCUACUCACCUGCAGCUGGCUGAGGACUGCAUGAAGCACUACCAGGGCACAGUGGACAAGUUGUGUCGGGUGGAGCAGGACUUGGCCAUGGGUACAGACGCUGAAGGGGAGAAGAUCAAGGACCCCAUGAGGGCCAUCGUGCCCAUCCUGCUGGACGCCAACGUUACAACCCACGACAAGAUCCGCAUCAUCCUUCUCUACAUCUUCCUCAAGAAUGGCAUCACAGAGGAGAACCUGAACAAGCUCAUCCAGCAUGCCCAGAUCCCUCCCGAGGACAGUGAGAUCAUCACCAACAUGGCCCACCUGGGUGUGCCCAUCAUCACAGACUCCACCCUCCGCAGGGGGAAGAAGCUGGACAGGAAGGAACGUGUGAGUGAGCAGACCUAUCAGCUGUCACGCUGGACACCACUGGUCAAGGACAUCAUGGAGGAUGUGAUUGAAGAUAAGCUGGACACCAAGCACUACCCUUACAUAUCUACCCGCUCCUCUGCCUCCUUCAGCAGCACUGCAGUCAGUGCCCGGUAUGGCCAAUGGCACAAGAAUAAGACCCCAGGCGAGUACCGCACCGGGCCGCGCGUCAUGGUCUUCAUCAUCGGAGGCGCGUCCUUCAGCGAGAUGCGCUCUGCCUACGAGGUCACGCAGGCCAACGGGAAGUGGGAGGCCAUCAUUGGUUCCACCCACACCAUCACCCCCAUCAAAUUCUUAACGGACCUGCAGCACCCUGACUUCCGAGAGUCCACUAGGGUGUCCUUUGAGGAGCCAGACGCAGGCUCAGACGAGUGAGACAGAAAGAGAGAGGGAGGGAGGGAGAGAAAAAUCACACUCUGACAAAGAUCGACCCACGUCUUCACCCCCACCGCCCUCCUGGAACAGCUCAAGACCAUGAACAAACCAGACGAGGAACCGGCAAGCUAAAAAUCGCCCAGCCCCAUCCAUCUCCUUCCAGUCUUCUCACCUUAACCUGCCCCCCCAGUCACCUUCCCCAGAUCCUACGUUCGUUCUGUAUGCAUCUUGACAAUGACAGCGUUAAUUAACAAGAUAAAUAUUUAAACAGAUCUAAAUCAUGUUGCAAGUAUUCUCAUAUUUUAAAAUGGAUGCAAAUAACGGAAAGUAUUUUAAAAAAUAUAUAAAAAAUAAGUUUAAAUAUCAACUAAGGCCAUUUGAAACUGAAAGUACCAAAUGUAAUAUUGUAUGCUAUGAAUCCUGCUAGAAAGUGUAAAAGGUAGAGGUUUUCUCUGUUUGUUCCCCUCAGUUUAUCUUCUUGGUGUGAUUUUUUAUUGGUCGUGGGUGGAGGAGGGAUGCCUAGGAAAGUCAAUGCAGUAAAAUCCCAUCACUCAACAUGCAACAUAACUCAUCCCUGUCCUAUCAGGGGGGAGAAUCCUAGCUGGUCGAGAUGUUUGUAUCAGUAGCAUGCCUGAACAUUGUCCGUACUGUUAAUGCAUAUCCUUCAGUGUGGCAAUACCGUAACCAAAAGCAACUCGAGAAAUCAUUCAAUCACAGUAAGACAGUGACAAACAGCUAGACUGACCCUAGGUCUGAGGAUAGAGAAAAACGGCACUCUGUAAAUAGCUACAGAAUGCUAGAAGCAUCCCUCCUCCAGCCCUAAAACUGUAUUUACUCACCACACCCUUUUCCUCCGGAGAGAUUUCACGUUUUAGUGUCAAAAAGGCCAUUGCUUGCAGAUGUUUACAGAAUAAUCCAGGGCCGCUUGUAUUUCAAUAUUGUAUCCUGUCACAUUAUACACCGAGUGUAUAAAACAUUAGGGACGCCGUGCUAAUUUUCAGUUGCAUCCCUUUUUGCCCUCAGAACAGCCUCAAUUCGUUGGCGCAGGGCUCUACAAGGUGUCAAGUGUUCCACAGGGAUGCUGGUCCACGUUGACUCCAAUGCUUCCACAGUCGUGCCAAGUUGGCUGGAUGCUCUUGGACCAUUGUUGAUACACACAGGAAACAGUUGAGCUGAAAAAAAUCCCUGCAGCGUUGCAGUUCUUGACACUCAGGUGUACCUGGCACCUACUACCAUACCCGGUUCAAAAGCACUUAAAUCUUCUGUCUUGCCCAUUCACCCUCUAAAUGGCACACAUACACAAUCCCAUGUCUCAAGCAUGAAAAAUCCUUCUUUAACCCGUCUCCUCCCCUUCAUCUACACUGAUCUGAAGUGGAUUUAACAGGUGACAUCAAUAAGGGAUCAUAGCUUUCACCUGGAUUCACCGGUCAUGGAAAAGUGCAGGUGUUCCUAAUGUUUUGUGCACUCAGUGUAAGUCAUCAUUGGUUAGUAUCAAAAUGUUUAACCGGGCCAAGCACGGAGUAGUGUGUUGUGUAUAUGCCAUACGUUGGAUGUCUUUAGUGUCUCACUGUUGACUGUUGAUGUUUCUGACAGUGAAGUAGUAAAAGAUUUCCUUUAAAACAAUACGAAUGUGAAGCCACGUGUGUCUGUGAUGUUUUAUCUUUAGCUGUAAACUGGGAAAAUAACUAAUAUCUAUAUUUUGUUUUUGUCUGUCCGUUAGCUUUUCUCUGCUGGUGCAAUGUCAACUCUUCCAAUGGCGAAUGGCUUUGCAAAGAAAACUUAACACCAUUUCAGCGUUUUAUAUCUAUCUUUUAUUUCUCUUUCCUGGCCAAACAGGUUGUAUAUUGCACGAUGGGUUUACCGUGAUGAAAACGCUUCAUUGGAUUUUGAAUUGUUUCCUGUUAACAGUUGCUGUUGUAGAGGGUCUCUGUCUAUUCAAUUCAUGUAUAUCAAAGUUAUUUAUCAAGAGAGAAAAAAAAUCUUAAUUAAAAAAAAUGUAAGUCUGUCCUAAACCUGUUUAACUCAUUGGGAUUCUAUGUUUGCGAGUGAAGCAGAAACAAAACUAUACUUCAUGUGUACCAAUGUACCAAGGCUGUCUAAUAAAUUGGCUUCCAUUA
Molecule: messenger RNA, 4058 nt
Organism: Oncorhynchus keta (chum salmon)
Lineage: Eukaryota; Metazoa; Chordata; Actinopteri; Salmoniformes; Salmonidae
Gene: stxbp1a
Product: syntaxin binding protein 1a
Exons: 20
Coding region: 124-1941 (605 amino acids)
Biological process (GO): vesicle-mediated transport; neurotransmitter secretion; intracellular protein transport
Cellular component (GO): secretory granule; plasma membrane
Molecular function (GO): syntaxin binding
Source: RefSeq, a predicted model, not a curated record